GAUGCCGACGUCCGGAAGCUGUUCGAGUUGAUCGCGCAUCUUCGAGCGCAGAAGGGCUUUCCCAACCACUUGGUCGCCCAUGGCCCUCGAGAUCCUGAAGGUGAUGAAGCCAGCGACCAGGACACUUCGGAUGGUGAUGGUGAGGAAUCGCUUGAGGAGAGCCCCAGUCGUGGGGUUGGUGAAGGCGGUGAAGAGGAAGGUUGUCCCGCGGACAAAAAGGAGGUGGUGGACACCGAGACUGGGGUUCCAGAACGGGUGGAGGAGCGGCCACCUAUGGAUGUUGAGAUCAUCGAUAUC
Molecule: messenger RNA, 297 nt
Organism: Durusdinium trenchii
Lineage: Eukaryota; Dinophyceae; Suessiales; Symbiodiniaceae
Source: the annotation of a GenBank genome assembly